Molecule: messenger RNA, 693 nt
Organism: Agrilus planipennis (emerald ash borer)
Lineage: Eukaryota; Metazoa; Arthropoda; Insecta; Coleoptera; Buprestidae
Product: calmodulin-alpha-like
Exons: 1
Coding region: 63-515 (150 amino acids)
Molecular function (GO): calcium ion binding
Source: RefSeq, a predicted model, not a curated record
UUGCUGUCACGUAUCAUCUUUUUGUUGGUUUUUGUUGGUUUUUUGUUGUAACUUUUUUUUUAAUGGCCGAAGAACUUACAGAUGAGCAGCUUAUAGAAAUAAAGGAAGCACAUGCCGCAUUCGAUAAGUACGGCGACGGUUGGAUUUCGAGACAUAAUUUAGAGAAAGCUAUGUAUAAGCUAGGGCUCGUUCCAACCGAAGCUGAAGUCCUGAGCAUUAUUUAUUCAAUUGAUAAGGAUGGCACUGGCCAUAUUCCACUGAAGGAGUUCAUCGAUACAGUGGCGCCAAUGUUAAAGGAUUAUCCUACCGAAGAAGUACUAAAGGAUGCGUUCAAUGUGUUUGAUAAAGAUGGAACUGGUUAUAUUACAGCUAAACAGUUGAAGGAAGUCAUGGUUAAUUUGGGUGACAUUGUUCCUGAUGAAGACAUGGAUAUUAUGAUACAUGAAGCUGACGUAGAUGGAGAUGGUAAAGUUGGUUUCGAGGACUUCGUGAUUCUGAUGAGACCGAAUAAAUAAUAACAACUUCAAGUUCAAGUUCAAAAAUUUCAUCGUAUACUUCGUGACCAAUAAAACGUUUCCAUUCACAAUAUUUCUAUAUUAACGACACAACGGUGUACUUGUCCCAGAUAAAUUUUCGAUUUGAAAAGAAACAAAUUAAGUUCAAAUUAAACAAACUAAUUGAUUUCAGUCGAAA